Messenger RNA from Melanotaenia boesemani (Boeseman's rainbowfish), 6959 nucleotides. Its product is annotated as microtubule-associated protein 4. Gene Ontology annotation, cellular component: neuron projection. The record is from RefSeq and is a predicted model, not a curated record. The coding region runs from base 95 to 4069 and encodes 1324 amino acids. The transcript has 16 exons. Gene Ontology annotation, biological process: neuron projection development; microtubule cytoskeleton organization. Gene Ontology annotation, molecular function: microtubule binding. NCBI's taxonomy places the organism in Eukaryota, Metazoa, Chordata, Actinopteri, Atheriniformes, Melanotaeniidae.
AGCCUGCAGAGUGAACUGACGGAUGGGCGGAUUGUGGCUGUGAUAGAGACGUUCAGAGACUCCACUCAAACUGUCAGAAAACACACCAAACGAGAUGGCAGAGCUGGACUUGAGUCUGAGCGACGCCCUAACGGACAGCAUUCCCCAGCAGGGCCCGGAGAGCCUGGUGGAAAGGGACUUCGUGGCUCAGCUGGAGGCGGAGACCUUCGACGACCAGGUGAAGGAGACGGUUGGAAAGACGGACUUUAUCCCUUUACUGGAUGACGACGGCAAGACAGAUGCUGUUACUGCAUUGGAGAAUGGAGAGCAGGAAACUCAUGGGGUACAAAAGCCCGGUUUCUCCCAGCCUGGAGGGAUAGGCAUGAAUGUGGAGGUGGGAGCUGCCCCCCUGCACACAGAGAGGCCCCCAAGUAUAGCCGAGCCCCAGCAUGCCACGCCUCCAGCAGGGGCAGAUGUCCCUAUGCAGGCUCCUCACAACCCCACAGAUCUGUCCACAGGUACUUUAGGCGACACCUGGACAGAGCAAACCGGCUGCCUUUCAGCAGACCCUCCUUUUACUCCAAGUAUCUCCAUGAUGUUCUCAAAGCAAGCCAGCCAACUUGCAGCCAGUCCCGAGGAAACCCCUGACAGCUGGCCUGGCCGUGAGAGCGCAGCGUAUGCCGGCGGCGAUGAAAGGGACAUGGAUGGAUCAGACCGAAAGCAGAAGAGGAAGAAGAAAAGGCGACAAAAGGAUGAAGGAUCUUAUGAACACCCCGAUGGUCAAGCCCAGCUGGAGGUGCAGGCACAGGGAGAAAAUACCCCCCCAGCAGAGGGUUUCUAUCACAGGAUCGGCCCGCGGAGGGAUAGAGGAGACGGUGGCUGGGAGGAGCAGCUUGGAAAGAGCGGAGGCCGGGGGAAGAGGAGUAAAAACAGGAAAAAGAUUCCUGAAGAGUGGGCAGUGAUGGCAGAACCGUUUGUUCCCUCAUCUGUAGCGACCUCUCAGAUGACGGAGGAAGCAGUGAUGGAUCAGGAGAGUUCGGCUCAGACCAGCCUGGAAGCCUCUUUAACAGGCAGCCAAAGCCCAUGGGAAAAGGAGGUGGAGUCAGAAAGAGGCUUGUCCCACGAUGUGUUCAGUCCACUUGUCUUGAACAGUGAUCUGAAAGCUACAGCAGCUCCAUUCACUAUGCCGCCAGUGGUCGACUCCUUCCCACAACCUCCACCCUCAGGAGAUCAGUUUGAUCUUUUGAUGGACACGAGUCUAGGCCACAGCAACCAGGCCUUCUGUCCACCUUUCUCUCUAGAGAAAGAAGCAUCAGGAGUCACGGUGGACAGCAGGAUGUUUGACAAACCCAGCUCCUUCCAAGAAUCUUAUACCAGAGGCAAUCCUGAAGGAGACACGUCAGCUUUCAGCCCUGCUUCCCAGUCAAGCUACUCCCCAAAAGGUGAGGUGUUGGCUUCAGCUCCACCUCUGUCCCCUUCUGAUGCUUCGUGGCUCCUCAACGACACCCAUAUGAGCAGCAAUAGCAAGCAGUUUGACUUUGGGGACACGACCAGUUCAGCUGAUCUAUUACCGUUAGGCCUGUCCUUCGAUACCCCGAGCCCAGCACCUCUCCGUUCCCCCAAAACAACAGCCCAAGAAUUCCAACCCAAGGAGCACAAAGAUGCCAAAUCAAGCCAAAAUCAAUCCAAGAAGUCACUGUCUUCAUCAUCUUCAUCAUCUGUAAAGAGCCCAACCUACCCAGAAGCUACGAGGCUCUCUCUCCAGGCAUCUCCUAUCGCCACCCCCUCCUCCCCACCGUCACUCACCCCCCUCGGAAUUCCGGGAUCUGGUCUUAAUCCUGCAGCUAAGCCUUUUUUUCCCAGCUUUGCUGAUCCUCUGGAAGAACCAGCUGUGAUCCAUCAGGUCGUCCCCGACACGGAAGUUAAAUCUGACAAGAAGGAAGAGAAGCUGGAAGGUGACAUGAAGAAGGCGGAGCCAGCCGACUCCUUGGAUAAACCUGAGCAGAAGAGUGUAAAGGUUGAAUAUGCAAGCAGUGAAGCUCCAGCCAAGGAGGAGAAAGAGAAAUGUGAGGAAGAAAGUGUUAAAGAAGAGAAACAAACUGAUAACAUGGAGACAGAGAAACCAGAAGAAAAGGUGGACGUAAAGAAGGAGAUGGAGAAAGUGGAGUCAGUUCAGAAGAACGAAGAAAAAGAGGAAAAAACUCAACAGGCAGAAGAAUCUCCUGUAAAUAUGGAUAAAACAGAGAAGGUAGAAGUUGAGAUGAUAAACAAAGUAGUUGAGAAAGCAGAGAAUGUGGAAAAGAUGGAGAAUAAUGAAAUGUCCAAAGAGGGAGGAAGAGCAGAGAACAAAAGCCCCGAGAAAGUAGAGAAACCAGAGAUAAAGGAUGUCAAAGAGCAGCACAUCGACAACCUGGAAAAAAGCCCAGAGACUCCUGUCGAGCUUGAUACCAGCUAUGACGUGAUGGAGAAGAAGGCUGACACAGAGAUGAAGGUGACAGCAGAGGUGGACGACGCCAAGACAGAAAAGGCUGACGCAGAAGAAGAAGUAAAUAAGACGAAGAUGGAGGAUGAGGCAGGUAAGCCUGAGGAGCCUGCCAAAAAAGCCGCACAGAAGACUGAACAGGUGGUGAAGCUGGACAAAAAGACAGUGGAAAAGAAAGACAACAAGGAGAAGGUUGGAGCAGAGAAGACCAAGAAGCCUGCGAAGCCUGUAGCCAAUGGAAGCAGCACCACACCGAGCAGAGAGCGCGUGGACAAGAAGAAGCCUGCUGUAGGGGUCACCAAACCAGGUGCUGCCGCCAAAAUGCAGCCGACCGCCACGGCCAACAGUGUUUCCGCCGUGGCUGCUGCUAGGCGCCCUGCACCCUCUGCCACCAGCACCUCAGAUAAAAAACCUACCACACCCAAGACAUCCUCCACAACUGCUGCUGCUGGGCCCAAAAGGCCCCCUGCCAGUUCCACCACCAGCCGCCCAUUAUCCUCCACCACGACCGCUUUAAGAAAUGGUAAACCCAAGACUACCACAGAGAAGCGCCCCCUGGUACCAAAAGCCAGUACUGCAGCCUCCAAUCAAAUCGGUCCCAUUGCUGCCACCAAAGAUGGGACUGCUACCACAGCAGCCAGUAAAACUACUGCACGAACAGCUACAUCUGCUCGCACAACUACCACUACUGUAGCCAAAAGGCCAUCAGCAUCUGAAACAGACGGCAAGCAAGGAGAAGAGAAGAAGCCCAGCACUCGGAAGACCUCCACAGCUGACUCUUCCAAGCCCAAAACCACCACCACCACCACACGCAGCACUGUUCCCAUCACUGCUGCUUCCCGCACUCGCACCACAGCAGCCAAACCAGCCACCUCCUCCUCCACCACAGGCACAGUACCAGAGAAGAAGCCCCUGGUGCCCCGUCCCUCACGACCCACCACUGCAGCCACGGCUAGCCUCGCAGGGUCCUCCUCGAGGUCCACAGCUCGUCCCAACACAGCGCCGGCCCUCGACACCCACAACAUCCGCUCUAAGAUCGGCUCCACGGACAACACGAAGCACCAUCCUGGAGGGGGGAAGGUGUCAUCUGCCUCUCAGAACAGGGGCAUGGCCUCCAAAGAAGGCAGCCAGGCCAAAGUUCAGGUAGUCUCCAAAAAGUUGGACUUCAGCCACGUCACCUCACGCUUGGGCUCCAAGGACAAUAUGAAGCAUGUUCCUGGUGGAGGGAAAGUGCAGAUUCUGAACAAAAAGGUGGAUGUGAGUAAGGUGACGUCAAAGUGCGGCUCCAAGGACAACAUCAAACACAAGCCUGGUGGAGGAACCGCAAAGAUCGAGUCCCACAAAAUAAACUUUAGGGAACAGGCUCAGUCCAAAGUGGGCUCCGUGGACAAUGUGAGACAGUCACCUGGUGGAGGAAAUAUCAAGGCUGAGGGGGCCCAGGAGACAACCGAAGGAAGUGGGACUCACCUGAGUGACGGCCCUGAGCCGGGACAGGCCAGGAGUCCCGUUGCCCAUGAAAAUGGGCUGAAGGAUGGGGCUCCCAGUGAUGGCGAAGGCCCUCGAGAGCCCCAGGCUCUGGAUUCACGCAUCCCAGAAACAAGCAUCUAAUUCUGCUAUCCCUCUACCCUCCACAUUCCAACUUCCCCUCAACGUCACUGCCUCCCUCCACACCUUUCUCUCUUCUGUCAUUUUUACCUUUAACCCCCCUUCUCUCCCCUCCCCACCUCUGUGCUGCAGAUUGAGUCUUUUAAGCUCAACUUCCGCGAGAAUCCUCGCUCUCGCACGGACCACGGCACUGACAUCAUCUCCCGGCCAGUCUCCAAAGAGCACAGCAACAGACCCCGCUUACAUGGUUCCUUCAACUUCCUACACCAAAACUACCACCCGCCUCCUCACUUCAGCUCCCUCAUAAGUAUGUGGCUUCGUCAGCUCCACCUCCUCCUUGCUGGAUCUUCAGGUGGAGGUCCAGGGGGACAGCAGCAGCAGCUCUGUCACGGGAUCCUGACCCCAUCAAAACUCAUUAUUUCUGAAAUCUUUGUUCUCUGUUGUUCAUUGUCACCUUUCUGAUCAUCACCCUGCUGUAUUAGGCUGAGUGUUCAGACUGUGGUGGGGUCUGGGUGGCUCGUUAAGGAAAACGAGGAGACUUUUCAUCUUCUCCCAGCCAGCUGACCUUCACUUCUUCUCUGCUGGACUCUCAGCCUGGUAGUAGGCCUUCUCUGAUCCCAAUGCAUCUGUCAGCUGAUCACGUGAACACCCUGUGAUUUCACCCCUCGCUUCUGUAACUUUAAGCUCAACUUCGUGAAAAUCCUCGCUCUCCCCUAAAGCUCAUAAAGCUUUAGAUGCCAAUAACCCAGUAACCAUAGUAACGUAGUGUUCAUCUCACCGUCUUUUACCAUGAAAACAAGCUGAGAAACAAAACAGACGUCAAAAAGGAUGUUUGAACCAUUUAGGCUGUUUAACUCUUUAUUCUCUGUGUUUGUGUUGAGUGGUAAAACCGUUGUGUAAAAAUGUGUGUUGGUGUUUUUUUCUUAAUCUUUUUUUCCUUUGUGUCCCUUGAUGAUAAUAAGUUGUGUUUAUAAUAUUAUUCUUGCUAUAAAAGCAAUACACACUCAGAAAAGCUCAGAAACGCACAGGUUUUUAUAAACGAAGACACCGUAAGGAGGAAGCUGAAAUGAUGAGGAGGUUUCGGUCGGAUGGAUUAUAUAGAAGUGCUGCAGUAGAUGUUAAAAGGAAAGAAGGACGAUGAGGAGGAUGUCGUUCAGAAUCUGUCUCAUACUGUUCAUCACAGUAAAUGAGGGUGAAGCAAUCUCACAUCUUUAAAAAAUAAAUUAGAAAAAACCCAGCGGUGACAGCUGGAAACCACUCGGCCCUGGUGUUGGUAGGAAGCUGUAAAUCAAACCAUUGUUUUUUAUCAUGACUGUGGUCUCGUUUCAAGGAUCUGAGCAUGUCAUGUGCGAUGACGUGUGUUUGUUUUGGCCGUUCGCUAAAGCCUGUAAAACAUCUGCAGUAGUACGCAUUUGGUGCUCGGAGUAUCGACAGUGGGGUGUUAUGUGACCUUAGUCUGUGCCUCCUCUUGCCUUUAUAAUGCAUGGUUAGAAAUUACAAACCCGGGCUCAGAGCUGGAUGUUGACACGUUUCAAUGACUCAAAGUUAUGUCGCAUCAGAGAAGCUGAAUGCAGGUUGACAGCUGUAGUGUCAUGAUUUUAUCCAUAAACUUCCUAUAAUACUGAUUCCAUGUCUUUGGCAUUGAUUUUUUACUUUAAAUAUCCAACUGUCUUUUCAGCUGAUUAUCAACUUGUUAGUGGUCACAGUUGCUAUAGCAGUGAUGGUUGCUCAGUAUCUGCUUUGUUAGAAAGUCAAAGGUUUCAUCCAGUGUAAGUUCAGGUUUCCAUCCACAGCCCACAAGGACGAGUCCACGGUUUGGUGGACUGAUGCUGCGUUUGGAAACCAGUUUUAUAUGAGCAGUUAACUAAAAUAGCUCCAACUAUAAAAACCAAAAGUAAGAGGUUUGGCUAGUGCAGCUCAGAGGAGCUUUUGGGGAAAAAAUAUCACUUUUUAUUUAUUUGUUUUAUUCUCUUUUUUUAUUUUAAUUUUUUCUUUCGCUAAGUUUAGGUGUGAAACUGGUGCUGUGGGAGAACAGUCAACAGAAUGAAGUAUGGACAGUUUUCCAAAUAUAUAUAUAAGCAUAUAUAUGCUUAUAUUUAUAACACAACUAGUAAAAACAAUCACUCAGCUUCAUCAAAUGCAUAAAAAAUGAUGUCAAACUAUAAAAACAUCUGACAUUUUCUAUUCAAAUUGCUGCUUUACUUUUGAUUUGUAAAAAUUUUUAUAAAAAACGAAUUUGCACCUUAACAGCUGAAUAUAUUAGAGGGCUGAUCUAACUGAGGGGUGAUAUCUAACUGCAGAAUAAUCUUUAAAACCUUCCCUUCUUCUCUGCUGUUUAGUUACUUAGAUUCUUUUGGUUGACAUGAUAAUUGAGUAUUUAGCAUAUUUUUCUCUGAACUUUUACUUCUCUCUGUUUUUGAGCUUGCACAUUGAUGUUAUUGGAUCAGAAAGACUGAUGUGCAUUUUAUUGCCCUGAAAUUCAAGAACAAAACGUGCAGAAAAGAAAGAAUGUCUUUUAAUUUGUACUAAACAUGCAGAACUUUUGUAUUUGUAUUUAUCUUUUUGCUCCUGUAGCCUUGUGCAGGCUGUGCUUUCGUGGAGGCUGCACAGCCAGUUUUACAUAAUAGAGCCGCGAUUUGCUGCAGUAUUUAAAUGUCAACAAGACUCUUAGAAAUGAUUUGAAAUCUUCUGAAGAAAAGGAAUAUGAACUUUUGGUUUUUGGAAGUGCUGUAAUUGCGAAAUGUGGACAGAACAGAAUUUGUAGUGCACAUGUGACAUGAUGACGCUCAGUCUUAAGAGAUGUAAAGGAUGCUCUGAGCUGGGAAACCUCUGCAGGGGGUCGCGUAACGAAAGCAGAAUGAAAUAAAUGUAAUUUUUGCCUUUUUGGGAGAAC